AUGUCUGCUACUACUGCAAAGAGAAGGCUGGCAGCUCUGAGCGAGCAACUGGUAAACCCAGUUGGAGACCAAGGCACAUAUGAAGGUAUCCCAAAGCUCAAGAAGAUAGCACCCGACUCUGCCGGACCCAGGAUCCAAGGCAAAGUCGUCAUUGUGACAGGGACAAACUCUCCUCUCGGGAUCGGUCGCGCAUCAGCACAUCAGUUCGCCCAGAAUGGCGCAAAGGCGGUCUAUAUAUGCGACUUCAGCGACUCGCAUCUAGAGACACAUAAGCGUGAGAUUGUGUCAUUAUACCCGAAUGUCGACAUCCACGUCCGGAUGUUCGAUGCCGCAGACGAGGACGCUGUGAAGUCUGUUGUAGACGAGGCGGUGUUGACCUAUGGACGCUUGGAUAUCUUCUUUGCGAAUGCUGGCAUUGUCGGACAACCAAAGAUGUUUACGGAUAUUUCUUCGGAUGAGUUUAUGCAUACGUUAAAGACAAAUGUUGUUAGCGUGCACCUCGCAGCGAAGUACUCAGCGCCUGCGAUGAUGUUAACGUCGGAAGAAAAGAAGUACCCGGGAGGUAGCAUAGUCGUCACUGCCUCCGUGGCAGGUCUCCGAUCCAAUGCAGGCUCUACCGACUACUCUGCCUCGAAAUCUGCUGUGGUAUCAGUCGCCCAAACGAUCUCGUAUCAGCUGGCUGGCACAGGCAUUAGGAUCAAUGCUAUAUGCCCUGGCGUGAUCGAAACCGGUAUGACAGCCAUUAUGUACGAAGCUGCUAGGGCGAAGGGGACAGAGAAGAAGAUCGGUCAGUUGAACCCACUGCGGAGAGGAGCACAUGCCGAUGAGGUUGCAAGGGUAGCAUUGUUCUUGGGCAGUGACGAGAGCAGUUAUGUUAAUGGUCAGGCCUGGGCGGUCGAUGGGGGAUUGAGCGCAGGGCACCCAUUUGUGCCCGGAAAAUUGGCGUGA
Molecule: messenger RNA, 948 nt
Organism: Drepanopeziza brunnea f. sp. 'multigermtubi' MB_m1
Lineage: Eukaryota; Fungi; Ascomycota; Leotiomycetes; Helotiales; Drepanopezizaceae
Molecular function (GO): oxidoreductase activity
Source: RefSeq, a predicted model, not a curated record